Aureobasidium musti is the source of this 1644-nucleotide messenger RNA. NCBI's taxonomy places the organism in Eukaryota, Fungi, Ascomycota, Dothideomycetes, Dothideales, Saccotheciaceae. The record is from the annotation of a GenBank genome assembly.
AUGUAUCGGAAAAGUCCCAUCACCGAAUCUGAAACCGAGGACGAGUCAAGGCCGGUCAAGCGCAAGCGCAAGCAAACUCCAGCCAAUCGAGACCUGAAUGAAGGAUACUUUUCCAAUCCUUACAUCAAGGUUCUGAGGCUGCAAUGGUUCGUUGAUUGUCGGCAACAAAGCACUAUCCUUCCUAUAGAGCCUUAUCUACUCUACCAAGGACGCCGCGUCGAGAAACCCAAUGACACCACCACACCCGUCAAAAAUUCCAGCUUCUCAGCUCCAUCUAAAACGCCUCAAUCGAUUCUCGAACGAGCAAGAGCAGAUGGGGAGGCGAACAUAUCCUCACCUGUUCAGCAGCGCAGCNNAAACCGCAAGCUUGGUCAGAUUGGCGGAGGUAGAGUCUCUGCACCUUUCCAGCCUACACCGCACACAAAACGAGCGCAUUUGUUGCACCAAACAACCUCAGAGCAUGACUUGGGUCAGUCAGGAGAUCUGCCAGAGAUGCCACCAUGGGUACGGAACGAGGUCAAGUACGCCUGUCAACGGUCGACGCCAGCUGACUCACCGAACGCAUCUUUCAUCGCGCAACUCGAGAAGAUCAAGCUGGCUCGAUUGCUGACAGGCGAUGAGAUAGGUGUACGAGCCUACAGCACCAGUAUCGCUUCGUUGGCUGCUUAUCCCUACAAGUUUAGCACCGCGCGUGAGAUAUUGUACUUGCCUGGUUGCGACGCCAAAAUAGCGAAUCUCUAUGUCGAAUUUGCAAAUUACGGCAAGAUCCAAGAAGCAGAAAACGCCGAAAACGAUGAGGGGCUGAAGAUUCAGAGGCUGUUCUACAACAUUUGGGGAGUGGGAGCUACAACAGCGAGAGACUUCUACAAGGAGAAAGGAUGGAGAGAUCUGGAUGAUGUGAUUGAGUACGGCUGGAGCACAUUGACUCGUGUCCAGCAGAUUGGCGUCAAGUUCUAUGACGAGUUUCUGCUCCCCAUUCCUCGUUCAAAAGUCGAGGAUAUCGCCUCAACCAUCCACCGACAUGCCGUCAAGGUUCGUGACAAGGGGAUGCAAAGUCUAGUAGUCGGUGGCUACCGGCGAGGCAAAGAGAACUGUGGGGAUGUGGAUAUUAUCCUAUCUCACCCAGAUGAAGACCAGACCUUGAACGUCAUCACUAAUGUCGUGGCGAGCUUGGAAGAAGAAAACUGGAUUACACAUACCCUACUGAUCAGCACGACGACUAGUAAUCGUUCGCAGCAGACACUUCCUCUCAACUCUUCCNNCUCAUCCCACGGUCAUGGCUUCGACUCAUUGGACAAGGCACUUGUGGUCUGGCAGGAUCCCAACUUUGAUCCUGAUCCCUCGGAUGCUNNAAAGAAGAACCCCAACCCUCAUCGCAGAGUUGACAUUAUCAUUGCACCUUGGAAGACAGUGGGUUGUGCAGUCAUGGGGUGGUCAGGAGGCACGACAUUCCAACGCGACCUUCGUCGCUAUGUUCGACAGACGUACGACUACAAGUUUGACUCUUCUGGAGUCAGGGAUAGAAAGACUGGAGAUGUCGUGGAUGUAGAUGGCAAGGCAGAUACUAUGGAACAGGCAGAGAAGAAUGUUUUUGAUGCUCUAGGCUUGGAGUACAGAGAGCCUUGGGAAAGAUGCACAGGAUGA